AUGUGGAGUGGAGGGCCCACCGAUAAUCUCGCUUGGUUUAGUGAAUUCCCAAAUUGGUUGGAGUAUAUUGUAGCAAAAGAUGCAGCAUUUUGUUUAUGUUGUUAUCUAUUCAAACUCGAUAUUGGAAAUCAAGCUGGUAGUGAUUCUUUUGUUGGUGAGGGUUUCUCAAAUAGGAAGAAAAAAGAAAAAAUUCAGGCUCAUGUUGGAGGUCUCAAUAGUGCUCAUAAUCAAGCUUCAAGUAAAUGUCAAGACUUGUUAAACCAAAAUCAACAUAUUCAAACAAUUUUUUUCAAGCAAUCUGAUCAAGCUCGAAUUGAGUAUCGAACUCGUUUGAAUGCAUCGGUUAAUUGUGUCAAAUUUCUUCUAAGACAAGGACUUACGUUUCGUGGGUAUGAUGAAUUUGAAAAUUCAAGUAACCAAGGAAAUUUUCUUGAACUUAUCAAUUUUCUUGCUAAUCAUAAUGAAGAUGUCAUAGUGGUUGCAUUUAGCAAUGCUCCACAAAAUCUCAAGUUGACAUCUCCUGAUAUUCAAAAAGAUAUUGUAAAUGUAGCCGCAUUUGAAGCUAUCAAUGUGAUUAUUAGAGAUCUUGUGAUUAAUGUGCUUGAAAUGAUUUUGGAGAAUGGUUCAAAUUCAGAACAACGAGUAGAAGCAAAUGUAUUGUUGGACUCAAUUCAAUCAUUUGAGUUUGUAUUCAACCUUCAUUUGGUGAAAACGAUAUUAGCUAUUACAAGUGAGUUAUCGCAAGCACUACAAAGGAAAGAUCAAAAUAUUGUUAAUGCCAUGAAUUUAGUUCAAAUUUCUAAAGUACGGCUCCAAAAGAUGAGGAAGAGUGGGUGGACAUCUUUACUUGAUGAUAUUUUGUGUUUUUGUGAAAAACAUGAAAUUGAUGUUCCCCAAAUGGAUGAUAUGUUUAUAGCUCGAGGGAGAAAAAGGCACAAUGCUCAAGAAAUUACAAACUUACAUCACUAUCGCGCUGAGUUAUUCUACAUUGCUUUAGAUAUGCAAACUCAAGAACUAAAUGCUCGUUUCACUGAGUCGAACACUAAGUUGUUACUUUGUGUGCCAUGUUUAAAUCCAUCUAAUCCUUUCUCUAGUUUUUACAAGAAAAAGUUAAUUCAUCUUGCCGAAUUUUAUCGCAAAGAAUUUUCUUCAGUGGAGCUCAAAGUACUUAAUGAUCAACUUGAUAUAUAUAUUAUCGACAUGCUACCUAGUAGUGAGUUAUCAAGGUUGAAUGAAAUUGCUGAUCUUGCUAAGAAAAUGGUGGAGACUGGAAGAGACAAAAUAUAUCCAUUAGCGUAUUUGCUCUUGACUUUAGCAUUAAUCUUGCAUGUUGCAACUGCUAUUGUAGAGAGAGUAUUUUUAGCUAUGAAUAUUGUGAAGAAUCGGUUGCAGAACCGAAUAGGUGAUGAGUGGAUAAAUGAUAAAUUGGAGAUUGUGGAUUUAUUAAUUGAGAGGGGGUGGAGAGUGAGUAAUAAGGACAUUGCUAAAUUUGAGAUGUCAAUGUCAAUGUCAAUGUCAACGUCAAAUUCAAGUAUGGGCAGCAUUAAUGAAGUUAGAUUCGACAACUGCAAUUGUCGAUGUGGCAGCAAAACUAUGCUUAAUUUGAAGGUGGUCGAGAAUGAUAUUCUUGAAGAAUGA
Messenger RNA from Camellia sinensis, 1638 nucleotides. The record is from RefSeq and is a predicted model, not a curated record. Lineage: Eukaryota; Viridiplantae; Streptophyta; Magnoliopsida; Ericales; Theaceae.